This is a messenger RNA of Drosophila montana, 1067 nucleotides long. RefSeq lists its product as uncharacterized. The coding region runs from base 116 to 991 and encodes 291 amino acids. Gene Ontology annotation, molecular function: serine-type endopeptidase activity. The record is from RefSeq and is a predicted model, not a curated record. Lineage: Eukaryota; Metazoa; Arthropoda; Insecta; Diptera; Drosophilidae. The transcript has a single exon. Gene Ontology annotation, biological process: proteolysis.
UGACAUUGUGGCUUUUGCUUAUUCAAGGUUGAGAUCCACAUAAAGAUACUCUGCAGGAGUGCAAUCUGAAACAUUUGGAACUGUUAUCUACUCAGAUAUCCGAUCCAUCCCUGCAAUGCUGUUGUCUACAUUGUUGAGUUUUGUGCUGCUGUUGGCAAUCGCCAGUCCCAUUGUGGCUCAAGAAAAGAUUUUCAGAAAGUCAAAAAAGCUUCGAAGGCUUUAUGGAUCGGGCGGUUGGGAGCCCCAUUUUGGUUACUAUCCGAGCCACCUGGGCAGCCAGCAUUCCGCUAGUAAUCGCAAAAAGAGCAAAAUUGUCAAGGCUGUAGAGACGGAUAAUUUUGGAGAAUUGAGUGGUUAUGUGGCGCGUAUUCUGGUUAAGGACAAAUUAUUUUGCACCGGUCUUGUGGUGAGUAACCAGGCCGUGCUCACGGUCAAAACGUGCAUGAACGAUAAACUGGGGACAGAAGUCGUUGUGAAAUUGAGCGAUGGCUCAAUACACAAUGUGGUCGAUAAAACGGAUACCCAAGAUUUCACAAUGGCAAAAACUGCGGACCUGCUGACGCUAUUAAAUCUACAGAACCCGCUGGGAACACAGUUUGUCAAAGAGCCGCCUAUUUGCACGAACCCCGUGCCGUCAUCGGAGAAAGUAGACCAGUGGAGUUGGGAUAAGUUUCAAGCCUCGCCGAAGAAGAAAGUUGCGUCAAUAAUAGCAAGCGAUCAGUGCAGGGAAAUCAUCAACGAUCCCAACGGCAUGGUGGUCACCGCUGGGGUUGACUGUUUGGAAAACUCAAAAAUUACCAAAAAAUGCGAGAAAACCUUUGGGCUGCCCUACGUAUGGAGGGGCAGCUUCUGUGGCAUGAACAUCUUAGGCCACAACUGCCCCAACAUUAGCUCGGCGGAUGUCUAUGUAAAUCUGCUGAAGAAGAAAAUCUAUAUAGGUGCGACGAUCAAUAAUGUCUUAGAAUCUAAUCUGGAGGAAAGCGUGUUGUAAAAAUGUUUUAACAUUUGAUUUGAUUUCGUUUGAUACAUUUAGAUUAAAUAAAUAUGAAAUAUUGUUAACUGUGAAA